Messenger RNA from Momordica charantia (bitter melon), 1975 nucleotides. It is a transcript of the gene ERH3, whose product is annotated as P-loop containing nucleoside triphosphate hydrolases superfamily protein. Gene Ontology annotation, molecular function: ATP hydrolysis activity; ATP binding; microtubule binding. Gene Ontology annotation, cellular component: microtubule cytoskeleton. The record is from RefSeq and is a predicted model, not a curated record. NCBI's taxonomy places the organism in Eukaryota, Viridiplantae, Streptophyta, Magnoliopsida, Cucurbitales, Cucurbitaceae. Gene Ontology annotation, biological process: microtubule severing.
UCAUAGUUCGCUGCAUCGUCGACGUGCUAGAGAGAGAUAGAAGAGAGAGAGAGAGAGAGGCUGUGGAGGUUGAUUUCUUCUUCAUCUUCAUCAGUUCUAUGCUUUAAGGUGUUGCCAAUUCGAGUGAGAGAGAGAGAUAAUGGGAGGUUCUACACUGGUGGGCUUCCAGGACCAUCUGAAAUUGGCGAGGGAAUACGCUCUUGAGGGGCUCUAUGACACUUCUAUAAUCUUCUUUGACGGUGUUAUAGCUCAGAUCAACAAGCAUCUUAGUUCAGUAGAUGACCCUUUAAUGCGUGCAAAAUGGAUGAAUGUGAAAAAAGCCCUCUCUGAGGAAAUAGAAGUUGUAAAGCAGUUAGAUGCAGAGAGGAAGGCUUUUAAGGAAAUACCCAUGGGUCGGCGUCCAGCUUCUCCUCCAAUUCAUGGUAAAUCAUCAUUUGUUUUUCAACCAUUAGAUGAGUACCCAACUUCUUCAGCCCCUCCAAUGGAUGAUCCUGAUGUAUGGAGGCCUCCAAGUAGGGACUCUACAGGUAGAAGGCCUGCAAGGGCUGGUCAAGUUGGUAUGAGGAAAUCACCACAAGAUGGGGCUUGGGCUCGUGGUUCCACCAGACCAAAUACUACUGCGCGUGGUGCGAAGGCUGGUGGUUCAAGUCGUGCUAACACUGGCGUCCGUGGAUCAACUACUGGAAAGAAAGGCUCUAGUACGAGUGGUAAAUCUAGCAAGACAGAUUCUGCAGUAAGUUCUAAUGGUGAUGAUGAUGGGAAGUCUAAGAAGGGACAGUAUGAGGGACCUGAUCCUGAUCUUGCUGCUAUGCUUGAAAGAGAUGUGUUGGAAACCAGUCCAGGAGUGAGAUGGGAUGAUGUUGCAGGCCUGAGUGAAGCAAAAAGACUUCUGGAGGAAGCUGUUGUUCUUCCCCUGUGGAUGCCAGAAUAUUUUCAGGGAAUAAGGAGACCGUGGAAAGGAGUCCUAAUGUUUGGCCCUCCUGGGACUGGGAAGACAUUACUUGCUAAAGCUGUGGCAACUGAGUGUGGCACAACAUUUUUUAAUGUUUCUUCUGCUACCUUGGCUUCAAAAUGGCGUGGGGAGAGUGAGCGCAUGGUCCGGUGCUUGUUUGAUCUUGCAAGAGCUUAUGCACCGAGUACUAUCUUCAUCGAUGAAAUUGACUCUCUAUGCAAUGCUCGUGGGGCUUCAGGUGAGCAUGAAUCAUCCAGAAGAGUGAAGUCAGAGCUUUUAGUUCAGGUAGAUGGUGUAAAUAAUAGUUCCUCAGGCGAAGAUGGUAGCCGUAAGAUAGUGAUGGUUUUGGCUGCUACAAACUUCCCGUGGGACAUUGAUGAGGCACUUAGGAGGAGGCUUGAAAAGCGUAUUUAUAUCCCUCUUCCUAAUUUUGAGAGCAGGAAGGAGCUUAUCAGGAUAAAUCUAAAAACUGUUGAGGUGGCUCCUGAUGUGAAUAUUGAUGACGUUGCUCGCCGGACAGAAGGAUAUAGUGGGGACGAUCUCACAAAUGUUUGCAGAGAUGCUUCCUUGAAUGGAAUGAGACGGAAAAUUGCUGGAAAAACUCGCGAUGAGAUCAAGAAUAUGCCCAAGGAUGAGAUUUCAAAGGACCCUGUUGCCAUGUGUGACUUUGAAGAAGCAUUGAAGAAGGUACAACGAAGUGUUUCUGCUGCUGAUAUCGAACGGCAUGAGAAGUGGUUUUCAGACUUUGGGUCUGCAUAAAUUACAAGCUACUAUCAAGAUCAGUAACGGAUUCACAACUUCUCCAGUUGAUUAAGUGAUUUGUUUAUUAAUUUUGUCUUUAUGAUAAUCAUUGUGUUGUCGUGGUGUGAUUAAUAGUAAUCCAAGUGUCUGCAGCGUCCUAUACAGCUUGUGAAACUUUGGUUCCUUUGACCACUGACUCUAUGUAACUUAUUGAUUACGAAGAAGUUGAAGUUUCGAUUGAGAUUCAAUUCUGCACCUAUGAAAUGUAUAAUUUUCUUUCGA